AUAUGGAUCGUCUCAGUUCAGACGUCGCACGUCACAGGCCGGAACUGCCGCCUUCUCUCUACGUUGCAGAGACGUUGUCUCUCUGAUAGACAUGGCGGCUGUACCUCAGCUUUCCGCUCCCAGCGCUCCUGCCCGAUCGGCCGAUGGUAUCCUCAUCGGCGACCGGCAAUAUUCCGAAGUCUACCUCACAAUCGACUACUCCCUUAUUCCCGAGGAGCGGCUUUCGCCGACCCCGUCUAUGUCAGAUGGCCUGGACCUGAAUACCGAAACCGACCUACGAAUCCUGGGAUGUGAGCUAAUUCAGUCGGCCGGUAUCCUCCUCCGCCUUCCGCAGGUGGCAAUGGCGACUGGGCAGGUGUUGUUCCAUCGAUUCUUCUACUCCAAAUCCUUUGUCAAACACAGCUUUGAGAUUAUUGCCAUGGCAUGUAUCAAUCUCGCUUCCAAAAUUGAAGAAGCUCCCAGACGAAUUAGAGAUGUGAUAAAUGUUUGUCAUCACUUACGUCAGAUAAGAGCAAAAAGGACCCCAAGCCCCCUGAUACUUGAUCAGAGCUACAUAAAUACCAAAAACCAUGUAAUCAAAGCCGAGAGGAGGAUACUGAAGGAGUUGGGCUUUUGUGUUCAUGUGAAGCAUCCCCACAAGAUCAUUGUUAUGUAUCUACAAGUUUUAGAAUGUGAGCGCAACCAGACCCUUGUUCAAACAGCAUGGAAUUACAUGAAUGAUUGCUUACGGACCAAUGUAUUUGUGAGAUUUGAUGCAGAAACCAUUGCCUGUGCUUGUAUUUAUCUUGCUGCCAGAGCUUUGCAGUUAUCCUUGCCAAAUAGACCACACUGGUUUUUACUUUUUGGAGCAACUGAAGAAAACAUUCAAGACAUCUGUAUAACCACUUUAAGGCUCUACUCCAGGAUAAAGCCGAACUAUGAAUUUUUGGAAAAAGAAGUUGACAAAAGGAAAGUAGCACUACAGGAAGCAAAAUUAAAAGCAAAGGGGCUCAAUCCUGAUGGAACUCCAGCCAUUUUAUCAAUGGGAGGCUUCUCUCCUGCAUCUAAACCAUCUUCUCCAAGAGAUGUAAAAACUGAAGAGAAAUCCCCAAAUUUUGCAAAAGUUAAACGGGAGAUGGAUGACAAGCAGUCUUCUAAGAGCCCUUACAAUGGAUUGCGUAAGGAAAACAAAAGAAGCCGAAGUGUCAGUAGAUCAAGAUCACGGACAAAAUCAAGAUCCAGAUCUCACUCUCCUCGUAGACAUUACAACAACAGGAGGAGGAGUCGUUCUGGAACUUACAGCUCAAGGUCAAGAAGUAGAUCCCGCAGUCACAGCGAGAGCCCCCGUAGGCACCAUAAUCACGGCUCCCCCCACAUGAAACUCAAGCACCGCGUGGAAGACUUGAGAGGUAGACACGCUCACAAAAGGAAAAAAUCUCAUUCACCAAGCAAAAUCAGGGAGCCCUCGGAGCUUGCCAAGAAGCACAGACAUGAGCAUGGACAUCACAGGGAGAGGAGAGAGCGCUCUCGGUCCUUUGAGAGAUCGCACAAAAACAAACAUCAUGGCAGCAGCCACUCUGGACAUGGCAGACACCGGCGCUGAACACACAGAAUAAAUAUAUAUAUAAAUAGAUGUUUGUCUAUGGACUUUAUAGUUAGGACUUCGUAACUGUAAAAGUGACACUUUGAAUUUACACAACAUGGACCUGAUAUUCUGCGUUUAUUUUUUACUUUUAUCUUUCACAUUAUAACUUGUCAGGAUGACUUCUCCUAAAGUUCUGCAUUAAACUGCUUCUCCGAAUGGACUGCAUUAAAGAGGUAUUUUUUUAUAAGAACCGUUGCAGACACAUAUAUUUAAGGAUGACUGGUUAUUUAAGUAUUUGUGGGAACUUUCUUACAUUGCUUUUAGUCUGCAUGUAAACAAACUGAUUUUUAUGAGGAAAUAAAUUAGAAAAGAGAAA
Messenger RNA from Xenopus laevis (African clawed frog), 1940 nucleotides. RefSeq names its product cyclin L1 S homeolog (gene ccnl1.S). The transcript is spliced from 11 exons. Gene Ontology annotation, cellular component: nuclear speck; nucleoplasm. Bases 92 to 1582 code for a protein of 496 amino acids. The record is from RefSeq and is a predicted model, not a curated record. Gene Ontology annotation, biological process: regulation of transcription by RNA polymerase II. Gene Ontology annotation, molecular function: cyclin-dependent protein serine/threonine kinase regulator activity. NCBI's taxonomy places the organism in Eukaryota, Metazoa, Chordata, Amphibia, Anura, Pipidae.